Molecule: messenger RNA, 732 nt
Organism: Penicillium arizonense
Lineage: Eukaryota; Fungi; Ascomycota; Eurotiomycetes; Eurotiales; Aspergillaceae
Product: androgen-induced gene 1 family protein
Exons: 7
Coding region: 1-732 (243 amino acids)
Cellular component (GO): endomembrane system; membrane
Source: RefSeq, a predicted model, not a curated record
AUGGCAAACUACCUCAUCAAGAGGCACCCGCUUCAGCGGAUGCCCAGUCCCUCUCGUGGCCUGUCAGCCUUGGUCCAUCUGGCCGGUCUCUCGAGCUUUCUAUGGUCUUUCAAAUACAUGCAUGAAAAUCCCAAUCAAGCUAACCAGGCCUAUGGGUGGCAUUUCCAAUAUCUGACCGUGAUUGGUCUUUCCCUGUCGACCGUUACGUUUGCUGUUGCCUUACUGGCGGAUGUCACCUUGUCUCGGCGACUGUUUCUCGUCAAGAAUCUCCUCUCGGUGUGCAGUGCCCCACUGGAGGUCUUGAUUAGUGUCCUGUACUGGGGCCUUCGCUUGAUCGAUGAGCGUCUCGUGAUUCCCGAGUGGGUAGUGAUACCUCUGCAUGCCGACAUCGGUUUUCACGCAGUUCCUUCAGUGGUGCUGUUGAUUGACCUACUGCUCCUCUCACCACCUUGGACCAUCAGCAUAUUCCCUGCACUGGGACUGUCUGGUACCAUAGCCCUUGGCUACUGGUUCUGGAUUGAGCAGUGCUUUUCCUACAAUGGAUGGUACCCAUACCCCAUCUUCGAGGCUUUGCCCCCGUCUGGCCGCGUUGCUCUUUUCACUCUUAGUGCUGUUGUGAUGGCCUUCAGCACCAUAACUCUCAAGUGGCUCUUCGGGCGCGUCAAUGGGUUUGGUAGCCCUCUCAAGCCGGAGUCCCGUCCUGGUGACAUCAAGCGUAAGGAAGGUCUGUAG